GGAAACUGUCCACUUCAAUUCACCUCUGCCGCUCCGAUAGCGCUGACCCUCCAACCUCCGUUGAAUCGUGAGAUUGUGGUUGUUAUUGGAUUGAAGACAUAUCAGCUGAUUGUUUGGCUGAAAACACCGCUGGAGAUUGGUUCACGUACAUAGCCAGGUUGGAAGGGAAACGGGCGAACAAGCGACGUUCUUUAUAUCCGCAAAUAACACACGAGACAACAGGUGCCCGAACAAUGGAGUUCUGAGCGUGUUACAAUUAGACUCGCCCCAUAUACGCCCCAUUAACGAACCUCCAACAUGAUAGUUGCUUGCCUCCAGUUCUCCCCUGAGCUCGGAAAGGUUCAGGAGAACAUACGAAAGGCCGAUCAGAUUCUCCAACGGACUGCAAUCCCGGCGAAUAUCGACUGGAUCAUCUUGCCUGAACUGGCUUUUACAGGUUACGACUUCCACUCGCUUGAAGAAAUAAAGCCCUUCCUGGAACCCACCACCUCAGGAAUAAGCACACACUGGGCCAUACAGGUAGCCGCCCAUUACAAGUGUCACGUAACAGUCGGGUAUCCCGAAAUCACGACCACAGACCCUCCAGUGCAGUACAACAGCACAGUGACCGUCUCCCCGCAAGGAACCAUUUUAGCCAAUUACCACAAAGCAUUCCUGUACUACACCGACGAGACAUGGUCGGCCGAAGGUCCAACGGGGUUCUUUUCCGGUCCGCUGGGUGCGCUGGGUCAGGUGACGCUGGGGAUUUGCAUGGAUAUCAAUCCGUACAAGUUCACGGCGCCGUGGACGGACUAUGAGUUUGCGAAUGCGGCGAUCGAGAAUGAUACGUCUAUCGUGUGCGUGUCGAUGGCGUGGCUGUGCCAUCUUUCGCCGGAGGAACUCAUGACGGAUCCGCAUAUAAUGGACCUGGCGACUGUGUCGUACUGGGUGGAGAGAUUCCAUCCCCUGGUUGGGAGAUCGAAUAGCGGACCGGUUUAUGUCAUAUUGGCGAAUAGGUGCGGCAUGGAGAAGGCGGUUUGUUAUGCUGGGAGCAGCACCGUUCUGAAGAUAGAGAAUGGGGUGGUGAGCAUGUACGAGACGCUUGGGAAGAGCGAGGAGAAGUGUUUGGUGGUGGAUCUGAAUGAGCGACCGAAGUUCCAGGUGAGGAGUGCAGGCGCCUGAAUUCAAUUGAUGACGUUCAAGGUUGAUUGAUUGCUACAUGACGGCUGGAUGGUGCUUGGGUGUUUAUUGUAUGUUUUAAGGGCAAGAACCGAAGUACCCGUUAUACCAGGCAUUAUCUGGGGGUUCAUAAGUUGCUUCGGGGAGGGGCGCAUUGGUAUUGUUCACGAGAAAUGUAGUUACGCGAGAUCAUUCAUGGGUAUCAUACGAGAAACGUUUCGAAG
Messenger RNA from Aaosphaeria arxii CBS 175.79, 1382 nucleotides. RefSeq names its product carbon-nitrogen hydrolase. The record is from RefSeq and is a predicted model, not a curated record. Gene Ontology annotation, biological process: protein catabolic process. The transcript has 2 exons. Gene Ontology annotation, molecular function: protein-N-terminal asparagine amidohydrolase activity; protein-N-terminal glutamine amidohydrolase activity. Bases 298 to 1161 code for a protein of 287 amino acids. Lineage: Eukaryota; Fungi; Ascomycota; Dothideomycetes; Pleosporales.